Messenger RNA from Penicillium waksmanii, 795 nucleotides. RefSeq names its product BTB/POZ domain-containing protein. The record is from RefSeq and is a predicted model, not a curated record. Gene Ontology annotation, molecular function: protein binding. Bases 1 to 795 code for a protein of 264 amino acids. NCBI's taxonomy places the organism in Eukaryota, Fungi, Ascomycota, Eurotiomycetes, Eurotiales, Aspergillaceae. The transcript has 3 exons.
AUGUUCAGGCGUUCCUUUUCUUCGAAAAGCCGGGCGGGAAAGACCGUCAAGGCUGGCAAGAAGAGGUACGACGAACAGGCCAAAGAGAAGAUGCAGGAGAAAGUGGACGGCAACACGGACACUCCUUCGGUGGGAAGGUGCGCUCUGACUAGCCCUAUCAUAACAAUGAUAGUGGGUCAAGAGCAGCGUCUUUUCGCUGCACAUGAGGAUGUCCUGUCUCUUUCGCCGUAUCUUCGUGCUAUUUUGAAGGAAAAAUCUCUGGAUGAAGGCACAAAGCAACUGGAGCUGCCCACCGAGGAGCCCGAAAUCCUGUCGUGCAUUCUCGAGUUUUUGUACAAGGGUGAUUACUACCCACGCUUGCUGCGUGGCAAGCGUCGGGACUCUUGGUACCUUGAGAAUGCCCAGGAAACCAAUAACAAUGGUGGCCGCGGGUCGAGUGAGGCGACUUUCUUCCACCCAGGCGUGGGAGAUAUCGUUCUUCGGGAUACGGUGGUGUAUUGUACUGCCGAGAAGUACGGUCUGGAAGACUUGAAGCGCAUUGCUCUCCGUAAGCAAGGUCUUCAAACUGAUAUCCCCGCUGAUGUGAUCUUACGGUCUGCUCGCUAUGCGUACGACAACACUCCGGAUUCCGAGUCUCGACUGCGCGCUCAUUAUCUGGCUCUCAUUAUCCGAAGUCGCAAGACUUUCAAGAGAAGUGGAACCAUGCAGAUGGAGAUGGAGAGCGGUGGCAAGUUAUUUUUCGACCUUUUUGUGGCUAUGUGCAACCAUAUGGAUGACCUUGCGGAGAUCCGGUAG